Molecule: messenger RNA, 1603 nt
Organism: Gossypium raimondii (Peruvian cotton)
Lineage: Eukaryota; Viridiplantae; Streptophyta; Magnoliopsida; Malvales; Malvaceae
Exons: 8
Coding region: 295-1326 (343 amino acids)
Molecular function (GO): S-adenosylmethionine-dependent methyltransferase activity
Source: RefSeq, a predicted model, not a curated record
GUGGAGACGUUUUACCUUUUAUUUGGUGUGGGAUGAAAAUUAAGAGUUGAUGUGGACAAAUACUAAUCAUAAAUUAGAGUUGGUAUAUCAGCAAUGGAGAUUUUCCUCUUAUAUUUUAGUAGAGGAGAGUAUCUCCUCUCCCAUGGUUGCUGACGUUUCUGCCACUAAUUUCACAGGAAUAUUAAACACUAACCGACGAGCAUAUUACAUAGCAUUACCCAAAGCUCCAACUUUUGCAUAAACCACAUUUCUAGAGAAUCAGUGAGUCAACCUUUCCACUUUCCCUUCUCUUUAAUGGCGAUUGCUCCACCCUACCUUCGCCCUCUUCACAAAUCUCUGUUCCCGAAGUACCCUUCUCUUUCUCAUGAUUCUCCGUUUCGCCCUUCCCUCUAUUUUUCUUCUCGACCCUUCCGCCUCACUGUUCGGGCGAGCUCCGCUGUCGCUUUGGAACAGGAUUUAAGAACUCAGGCUACUCAGCAGAAUCAAACAGUGGAAACUGAGUUGUUUUCUUGCCCUGUGUGCUAUGAACCACUGAUCAGAAAAGGCCCUCCUGGUUUAAACUUGGAUGCUAUCUACCGGUCUGGAUUCAAGUGUAAGAAAUGCAACAAGUCAUACUCAAGUAAAGAUGUAUUUCUGGACCUGACUGUCACUACUGGAUUGAGAAACUACACUGAAGUCAAACCUGUUAGGACAGAGCUAUUCCGGAGUCCUCUUGUAUCGUUUCUCUAUGAAAGAGGCUGGCGUCAAAAUUUUAAUCUCAGUGGCUUCCCUGGAGCUGAUGAAGAGUUCAGAAUGGCUCAGGAGUACUUUAAACCCGCAGAAGGUGGCACUUUAGUGGAUGUUAGCUGUGGAAGUGGUUUGUUUUCCCGAAAAUUUGCUAAAUCAGGGACAUAUUCUGGUGUUAUUGCACUCGAUUUUUCUGAAAACAUGCUCCGGCAAUGUAAUGAUUUCAUUAAGCAAGAUGCAUCUCUUUUAGCUAGCAAUAUUGCUCUUGUCAGGGCUGAUGUUUCCAGGCUACCAUUCUCGUCCGGUUCUAUUGAUGCUGUACACGCUGGUGCUGCCUUGCAUUGCUGGCCAUCUCCUUCCAAUGCUAUUGCUGAAAUUAGUCGUAUAUUGAGAAGUGGUGGAGUCUUUGUUGGAAGCACUUUUCUUCGUUAUACUUCUUCUACUCCCUGGAUAAUACGACCUUUCAGAGAGAGGGUUAUGCAAAGUUAUAACUACCUCACAGAGGAGGAGAUAGAAGAGGUAUGCACAAAUUCGGGUCUUACCAACUUUUCGAAGAAGGUUCAGCGAUCUUUCAUAAUGUUUUCUGCUCAGAAACCUUGAAGCUGGGUUUGGAUCUUUGAAUAUAUAUAGUGCUUUGAUAUGUUUUACAAUAUUAUUUGGUUAUACAGGAAUCACUAAAAAGAAAACCUUGAAACAGAUUAUAAUGUGGUAAAGAUGGAAUGUAUAGUGCAUGCUCAAUUUCUUAUUAAUGCAAGUGUUGCCUGAUCGACCGAUGAUUGUGUAAAUGCUUUGAAAUACUUAGUUAGUGCUCAAUAAUAUUGAGUAUAUGAUGACAUUGUGGUGAUCUAAAUUAGAUAUCUGACUGCAGUUUCCCUUU